GCCACUACCACUGCCACCUCUGCCCCGCCACAACCAGUCAGCUCUCUCUCUCUCUCUCUGAAGUGAGGAUAAACACACCCACAGAGCUUUCUUGAAAUAUUAUUCACUCCAUUUCUCUCUUGAGAUCUGAUGCUCUGUUAUUAGCACACACUGUGUGCUAAAGAUUGAGUGUAUCCGUUGCAUAAUCCUUAAUUUUAGAUGGAGUGGAGUGCGAGGUGGGGCUGUGAAAGCCUGGUCAUGUUAAGCUCAAAACCCGGGCCUAUGGCUCUGAUCCCGAAGAAGCUGCAACUAACAGACUCGGAGAUUCUAGAAGACGGGGAGCUGGAUGCUAGAUCCUUCAAUUUGUCGGGGGAAGGUGGCGGUGGAAGUGACAGUGGCAGUGGUGUCUGUGGCUCUGAUCCCGGGCAAGUAUACUCAACAAAGGGCUCAAUAUCAGCUUCUUCGGGCACUUCACCGAAGGGUGAUAUGAUAGCGUCUAAUUUCAAUUCCCCCGGGGAUUUCUACAAGAAAAUGGAACAGCAAUGUGUGGAGGUCUGCGUGAAAUCUCCUCCCCUGGAUAACUUAGUGGGCUCCGUAGAACCAUUGAUCGGCCUGAAGCUUGGUAAGAGGACAUAUUUUGAACGCGGCAAUGUUAAGAGCUUAUCUUCCGUUGCUCCAGUUUCAUCUGCGUCCACGUCAAAGAGAACAAAACCUUCUUCUCAGGGUUUGCAAAUUUCGCGCUGUCAGGUCGAGGGCUGCAAUCUUGACCUUUCGUCUGCUAAACGAUAUCAUAAGAAGCAUCGAGUCUGUGAAAAGCAUUCCAAAUGCCCAAAGGUCAUUGUUGGAGGAGUAGAACGGCGAUUUUGCCAACAAUGUAGCCGGUUCCAUAGCUUGUCAGAGUUUGACGAAAAGAAGCGCAGCUGUCGCCGAAGGCUUUCUGAUCACAAUGCAAGACGCCGUAAUCCACGGCAAGACUUGAUCCAGUUUAAUUCAACAACCCUGCCUUCAUCCUUUUACGAUGAUAGGCUACAAGUGAAUUUUGUGCUGAACCAAGUCCCGGUUAUCCACUCAAAAACUGCUGCAAACUCAAGCUGGGACACUCAGAGCUCCAAGUUCACUAUAAGCGAAGAGUUCAUUUCCGAGCCUGAAAAAACUACCAGCAUAAACAGGCAGCCAUACAUAUCAGGGAUCCAGCUGCCAAAUGCAACCGGUAUGCACAGUAAUGCAUGGAAUUGGCCAUUGACAUCCAAGGGCACCAACGCUGAAGUCUUCGGUCAAGGUCCACCUUCAAAUGUAUGCACAAUGCAGGAGUUUGCUUGUGCUCUCUCUCUUCUGUCAACUCCUUCCCAGAGCUCAUUUGAACCUAUAUCCAUUUCGAGCGGUAACCCUGCUGCACAUGCAAAUCAGAGCAACUUUCCUGCUGAAACAAUGCUGCGUGCAAAUGCAAAUGAAAUCCCUCAGGGCCUGCCGCUUGCUUCAUCCUCAUCAGAGUACUGGGCAGUCUUCAACCAAUUUCCGUGCCCAUACCCUGGUUGGGGUUGCCAAUACUAACAACGCCCGGUCUCUUCUCUUGUCAGGAAUUCAGCUGUUCAAAGCUGUGUGAAUGUGAUAGACUUCUACUGACAUCCAAUAUCCUUUUCUUUUCCGCAUUUUGAAUUGACUGUAUGGUGGCUGAGUUUCACCUGUUUACUUUUCUUUCUCUGUUUCUGAACUGGGAUCACAUAGGAAAGUAGACACUAGAAUCUUAGACAUUGUGGUUUUCUGAAUUUGUGAGUUUAUGGAUGCUUGGUUCAUAUA
Molecule: messenger RNA, 1776 nt
Organism: Ipomoea triloba (trilobed morning glory)
Lineage: Eukaryota; Viridiplantae; Streptophyta; Magnoliopsida; Solanales; Convolvulaceae
Product: squamosa promoter-binding-like protein 2
Exons: 5
Coding region: 199-1530 (443 amino acids)
Cellular component (GO): nucleus
Molecular function (GO): DNA binding
Source: RefSeq, a predicted model, not a curated record